Molecule: messenger RNA, 704 nt
Organism: Dicrocoelium dendriticum
Lineage: Eukaryota; Metazoa; Platyhelminthes; Trematoda; Plagiorchiida; Dicrocoeliidae
Source: the annotation of a GenBank genome assembly
CUUUUCAAUAAUCGGUACAAUUACCUGAAGCUGUGCAGUAGGGACAGCGACAGUCUCAUUGCCCAUGCAGCAACAGUGAAGCAAGGGUGCCGGGAAUUCAAGCUGAAAUCGCUUACUGAAGACAAACUUGAGUGUCUGAUACUGGUAUGCCGCUUCCAAUCUCCCAAGCAUACCGAGAUCCGAACCAGAAUACUUGGUUGUUGGAGCGAGACCCGAACGUCACACUGCAAGCUGUCAUUGCAGAGGCCCAGAGAACCAUCAAUUUACAACACGAUGCAGCUGUGCUCGAGGAUACGAAGGCGCAUUCCAGUGAUUUCGCAGUUCAGCAGAUUUCAAGGAACAAGUUUCCGGCCAUUGAGCACAAGGAAACCACUCAAGGUAAGCCACUAUCAGCAUGUUGGCGAUGCAGCGACUGGCAUUUUGUUAGCUGGUGUCCAUUCAACAAGCAUAUCUGCCAGAAAUGUCGUAGACGUGGGCACAGAGACUCAUUGCGGAUCUCAGCCAUUUUUCAGACCGGUUGCUGAUGCACGAAAGAAAACCUACGGUGGUUUCGCGAGGAGAGUGAAUACAAAUUUUACUGACGAUAUCAGAGAUCGUAGAAAGUACAUUAACAUCACCAUCAAUGGAAGACGAGUGCAUUUGCAGAUCGAUACGGCCUCAGACAUUACGAUCAUAUCAGAAAGGCUGUGGAGAACUGUCAGCAG